AUGAUAUCCAGUCAUGUAAUGGAUACUGUCUACACCUUACACCAUCAUCGUCUGACAGCAUGGAACCAAACCUUACUGAGUCCCUCUCUACUUCAGGCAUAUGCUGAUGCCAUACGAAGGAAAGGAGGUGCUCUGCCAAAUUACUUUGGCUUCAUAGAUGGAACAGUAAGACCCAUUUGCCGACCACAAGAAAAUCAGGGGAUCGUGUACAACGGACACAAAAGAGUCCACGCAUUGAAAUACCAGUCUGUGGCAUUGCCCUGUGGUAUGAUAUCCAAUAUGUAUGGGCCAGUAGGUAAUAAAAAUUAUUUCUUUCAGUUAAUUUUUAUGUCUUGUUAUAUCCAUCUGUCACACCGUAAAUUCAAACAGCGCGACUGCAGUGAAAGUCGUUCUAUUGUGGAACAUAUAAAGUAUUAUAAAUAAAAGAUAUAUUCAUUUUUGACAUUAUUUAUAGUUUCAACUUUGAUAUAAUUUUCUCAUUUCUUUCAGAGGGCCGCAAACAUGAUGCUGGGAUGCUAGCCGACUCUGGCCUUAUGCGAGAUCUUGAGCGCUAUGCCUUUUCCCCAACUGGUGACCCCAUGGCGUUAUAUGGUGACCCA
Molecule: messenger RNA, 599 nt
Organism: Porites lobata
Lineage: Eukaryota; Metazoa; Cnidaria; Anthozoa; Scleractinia; Poritidae
Source: the annotation of a GenBank genome assembly